This is a messenger RNA of Bombus huntii, 2060 nucleotides long. RefSeq names its product E3 ubiquitin-protein ligase rnf8-A-like. Gene Ontology annotation, biological process: mitotic cell cycle checkpoint signaling; ubiquitin-dependent protein catabolic process; protein ubiquitination. Bases 749 to 2041 code for a protein of 430 amino acids. The transcript is spliced from 4 exons. NCBI's taxonomy places the organism in Eukaryota, Metazoa, Arthropoda, Insecta, Hymenoptera, Apidae. Gene Ontology annotation, molecular function: ubiquitin-protein transferase activity; protein binding. Gene Ontology annotation, cellular component: nucleus. The record is from RefSeq and is a predicted model, not a curated record.
UCGUCAUAAAAUCGGAUUAGAACAUUAAAACUAUUUCUUAUUUUUAUUACUUAAGUGUAGCUAUAGUAAAAAUCUGGAUAGGGUAUUGGGGUUUUUCCUAACAUUCCAAAAGGGAAGUCCCAAUGUCCUUUCAUCUCCGACAUAUAUAUAUACAUAUAUACAUACAUAUAUACAUAAUUAAAUUUUGUUUACGUUUAUCGUCUCGUCUCAUUGGAUAGACUGUGUGUGUGUGUGUGUGUAUGUUGUGUGCAUACUAUAUCUUUAUCUUCAUGCCAUUAUCUGUAUGAGUUUGUAGGGACACUCCCCACUUUGCCGCCAGAUGGUUGUUGAUUCGAUGACAAAAGAACUCUCUCAUUAAUGCUCUGGCAACAAGCACCAUCUACAAAUACAAUUUUGCUAGGGUAAAGCCUGAUGAACCCUCUAAUAGUUUUUGGACGAAAACACUCUCGCUUCUACAUUAUCCUUAAUUGUUCUAUGCAUUAUCCCUUUUUGCUAUUCAAAAUUUACCGCAAGAUGUCGUUUCUAUGUGUUUAUGUAUAGUUUAUUUUUAUGGGAAUCAGAAAAUUCAGUCAAGAAUUUUGGAUCGGUUUCUAUAUCACGUGACUCUAUUGUGUAUUAUCUUCCUACGCUUAUAGACAAUAUAAAGCAAAGCGUUGUAAACAAUAAAGAAGCAAAUAUAAUUAAAAAAGCAAAUGCAUUACUCAACCCUUCUUAAUUUGUUUUUUUUAUGAAAGAAUAACUUUGGACGAUGGAAGGUUCAAAAGUAGGAAAAAGGACAAUAUUGGAUGAUUCAGCUGAAAAUCUACACGCACCUACUUUAAUAAGAAUUAGUAAUCAGAAUUACAUUCCUCAUAAUAUUCACAUUGAUAAACAUGAGUUUAGAAUAGGUCGUGCAAGAGAUAACGACGAAAUCAUUUUGAAUGCAGUAAUAUCUAGAAAGCAUUGUAUUUUAAGAUAUAAAGAAAACGAGUGGACUAUUAAAGACGUAAGUUCUUCUGCUACAUUUGUUAAUAAUAUUCCGAUAGUAUUUGGUCAAAGUCAAAGAAUCUAUGAGGGAGAUGUUAUACAAUUUAGUGAAUCUGAAGAAUUUAAAUAUCUAUUUACCCUUGAUGUUAAAUAUAAACACAAAGUUAAAAAGCCUAAGCUAGAUGAACAGGUAUUAGACAAUGUUCUUGUAAAACGGAAAACAUUUGUAGAAAAUCAUGAAUGUCAAAAAAAAGUUCUUAAAGACAGAUUACAAAUAAAACAAAAGGAACAAGAUAAACUAAAACAGCAAUUAGAGCAGCAAUUUGAAAAGAAAUUGAAUGAAGAGAAACAAAAGUGGCAAAAAGCAUUAAGUGUAAGUAAGCUUGAGAAAGGAAUGUUGAAAAUGAAAAUGAAAGAGCAAAUGGAAAAGUGGAGAGAAGAACAACAAACUAAGUGGAAAAAUGUGAUGGAGAAUAGAGUUAAAGAAGAAAAAAGUAUACAAGCUCAACUGUUAAAUGAAAAGUUAGUUUUAGAGGAGAAAUUAAAAAUAGCAGAAAGGGCUUUAAAAGAACAAGAAGCUAAAGUAGGAACAGUAGAAAAUAAUGUUGCAGGGUCUUCCAAAAAUUUCAGUGAUAGUUGCAUAUGUUUAGAAAGUAUGGAUAAUCCUUCAGAAUAUCAAAUUAUAGAUACAAUAGAUUUAACAAAUACUACUCAGCUUACUAUAAACACUGAAGAAGAAGAAAGUGUACUUAAUAAAGUUAAUGAUAUAAUGGAUGAGCAACUAACUUGUAGUAUAUGUUCAGAAUUAUUUGUGAAAGCAACAACAUUAAAUUGUAUGCAUACAUUUUGUCAUCAUUGUAUACACCUAUGGAUCAAAAAGAAAAAAGAAUGUCCAGUCUGUAGAGCACCAGUAUCAUCAAUGAAUAUAUCAAUAGCUAUAGAUAAUUUUAUUGAAAGUAUUUUAGAAAAUUUAUCUACUCAAUUGAAAGAAAGAAGAAUAAGAAUUAUAAAAGAAAGACAAGCAUUGGAGCGCAAGAGAAAAGAUCAUUGUAAAACUGCUGUGAGAAGAAAAUAAAAUUUAGUUUGAUAUAUUA